Messenger RNA from Symbiodinium sp. CCMP2456, 3609 nucleotides. The record is from the annotation of a GenBank genome assembly. Lineage: Eukaryota; Dinophyceae; Suessiales; Symbiodiniaceae.
AUGGCACCUUACGGUGCCCCCGUGCACAUCAAGCAGAAGGCAUUCGAUUCAUCGGGGCCGCGUCGGCGUGAGCGGGCGUUCGAGUCCAAAUGGUUAAGGGGUCACUACAUGGGACUUAGCAAUCUGCUUGAUGACGGCCACGUGAUCUAUGUCCCAGGCACAGAAGAUAGCAAGGAGAAGUUCAUUCACACGUUCCAUGACCACCAGAGCAACAGCUGCAGCUUGGUGAAGAACCUAAGCCCAGGCGGAAGAUCCCAGAAAAAAACUCCAGCUGCAGAGGUCGAGAUGAGGGCGUUGGACUUCACCAGGGAGGACUUGGAGGAGUAUGCGGCCCAACGAUCGAAGGCGUUGUUGGACAAGUGGGACUAUCAUGAGGCGUUGCGGUUGGUGGAUGAGCUGGCGGAGGCGAAGUUCUUUGAGGAUAGGACCUUCGGUGUAUGGAGGCAUGGUGGAGCAGUUGGUUGGACAACAGCGUUCAAGGAGUUCCCGGAUGUGGCGAAGGCGUUGGCUAAGCUGGUGUUGGAGCUGGAGCCGGAGGCUACCUUCACCGCUAUUUGCGUCAUGAGAAACUCUCAGCGAGGACAACAUCGAGAUAGCAAUAAUGACGAGAAGGCCAACAACUAUCUAGUACCGGUACGGCUACCGCGCUCGGGAGGAGGUUUGUGGGUUGAGCUAUCCCCAGGCGAUCGUGUUUGCGGACAAGUUGAGGAGCGGAGCGAUGACAAGGGGACAAGGCGCUAUGGACAUGUGCUGACCUUUGAAAUGGGAAGGGAUCCGAAAGUGUGUCCGAUCAAUGUGGUUGAGGAGGACGCCUACCAGGAGGACCUGACACCCAUAGCCGGCAAUGACCAGGAGUGGGAUAUGUUCUUGGAUGUAGAGGACGGAAUGGUCAAGGGCCCACUUGAAGUCACCCACACUGUGGAUCCCAAGGAUGCAAUGGCUCAUCCACCCCUGUGGAAGGAUGCUAUCGCCAAGGAAAUGAACACCGUCGAGGUCGCUAUUUCAAGAUUGCAAGUGGGGACGCCGGAAAGGAGAGAAUGGCUACAAAACCCGCGUGCACAACGGCUUCCAACGAAGAUGGUUUUUACGGUCAAGCCAAAUUCCAAGGCGGAGUUGACCAACAGGGACACAUGGGUGAAAAGGAAGGUUCGUCUCGUCGUCUGCGGGAACUUUGCAGCUUCGGAAGCUAUGUCACUAUACACAGAAGCCGCUCCUUCUGAAGCAGUACGCACUGGUUUGGUUAUAGCCAAGAGAGAGGGAUGGUCAGUCGGGAUCAUCGACAUAGUUGCCGCUUUCUUGAAGACCCCCAUUGGGAACGACGCAGAUGAUCCAGUCAUAAUCGCGACUCCUCCGAAGCUGCUACAGGAGCUGAACUUAAUCCAGGCUCACGAAUUGUGGGGUUUGGUGCGAGCUCUUUACGGCCUUAGGCAGUCUCCAGUCCUUUGGUCGCGGCACCGUGACAGGAGAAUGGAGGCUAUGAAGCCACCGGCUGGAUUUGCAAUGAGCCGUGGACGCACUAUCUCCAGCUGGUGGUCAGUACGGGAUAUGCGAGGGAGGCUGUCGGCAGUGAUUCUUAUAUACGUCGAUGACUACUUGGUCCUAGGACCCAAAAAGGUGAUCCAGAUGCUGACCGACAUGAUCCAGGAGGAGUGGGACACCUCGGACUUGAGCAUCCUUACGGAAGACAAUGCGGUGAAGUUUCUUGGGAUGGAAUUAACGAAACGCGGCGAGGAAAUGUACCUCAGUCAGCAGGGCUAUAUCGAGGAGCUUAUUCGCGCCUACGAGUUACAACCAGGAGACCACAGCAGGAUUCCUAUUGCCAAGGACGAUGCAGUCUAUGAGGUAUUGCCUGGUGAUCUUCCUCCUACCGAACAACUAAUCCAUCAGGCACAGCAGAUGACAGGAGAGCUACUAUGGUUGUCGCAGCGGUCGCGCCCCGACUUGAGUUUCGGAUGCUGUGUUCUGUCAUCAAUGUCUACACGAGCCCCAGCGAGAGUAGUUGCAAUGGCCCAUAAGAUGCUGAAGUACAUCAACUAUACCAAGACUUAUCAGUUGCGUGUAAACUGGGGCGGGAACCACAUGUACCUCUACCCCGAUGCGGCGUUUGCCCCUGGUGCAGCUAGAAGCCAAACAGGGUGGGUAAUUACCUACGGGGGAACGCCCAUUCUGUGGCGGAGCUCACGUCAAUCUACAACGGCCUUGAGUUCAGCAGAAGCAGAGCUAAACGCCAUUCUGGAGGGGAGUGUCGCGAUGCUUGGGGUCGAGGCAAUGCUUAUGGACAUGAAUGAGUAUGCGGAAGACAAGAUCGUAGGAUCGGACUCUAUGAGUGCGUUGUCUUUGUCAGCUGGAACGGGAAGCUGGAGGACGAGGCAUUUAAGGAUAAAGGCGGCAUGGCUUCAGGAGGCCAUCAGCAGUGGAGUCAUUAAGUCGAUACAUGUCCCGGGGGUUCGGCAACCAGCGGACCUACUUACAAAGGCGCUCUCAGGAGAGCGUAUCCGGGCAUUGUUGUCUAUCUGGGGCAUGGGCGAACGCAAGAGGCCAAGCCAAGGAGGAGCGGGAACUGCGUCUACGGCAGCAGCGAGGGCAUUGGUGGCUAUGAUUUGCUGCAUUAUGAUGGUGACAGUUGAUGCUCAGCCAACGUCAGGGACAACAGCGACGCUUCAGGUCGAUUGGGACCUAGCAGGUGUUUUAAUGGUGCUUCUUAUGGUAUUGGGAGCUCUACUACUGUGGGAAGUUGCAAAAUGGUCAGCGAUCUAUGUUUAUCAGGAGUGGACCCCUGGAGCUUCAGCCCGAAAGAUGAGAAGGUUGAGGAAAUUACGGGAUGCUACUUCGUUGGCAAUCGAGAAGGAGGUGAACCGACUUGCAGAACCAGGCGAGGGAACAGGGCAAACGAGGGAUCUCAGGGCCCCUUCUCUAUCAGAAAGCGAAGCUAACCGGAGAAGGAGGCAGCAGCCAAGGACUCCUACACCACCGAGAUCAACGCGGAUGCUUACGUCACCGAGAUCUAUGCGGUCGCCUACUCCACCAAGGUCAACGAGGACGGAGCCUCAGGAGCAGGUCCUGACAGCAUGGAGACCACAUAUGGAUCACCCGUCGAGGCCUACGAGAACCGAUGCUCAUGAACAGGUCUUGACAGCGUGGAGGCCAUAUAUGACCCAGCGACCAAGUACACCACCGAUUCCUCAGCAAAGAGAGGGGGAUCAGUCGCAACAACCCACAGCAAGGACACCGUCACCUAGACAACCAACAAGGGUUAUGUCGUCACCCGGAGAGCGAUGGUCGGAGAUGUCUGAUUCUACAAUCCACAGUGAAGAGCUCGAGAGGAUCUGUAUGGAUGUUAUAAUGCUAAUGAGAUGUGAAGAGAUAAAGCAAGCUUUGCGGCAAAGAUCAUUGCCAUCUUCCGGUCUAAAAGAAGACAUCGCCCGGAGGUUGUCUCUUGAGCUUGUGGGGCGAGUUCGCGAGAACAAUGGUCCUACAGUACGGCAGCUCAAGUAUCUGCUAUGGUUGUGGAGGAGUAGAGACUUAUCGGGAAAAACCUUAUUGGUCUGGGAUCAGCUACAAGAGCGAUCGCACGCUUCUCACACCAUCCACCGCUGGAAAUCUCUGUGA